This is a messenger RNA of Penicillium manginii, 1107 nucleotides long. RefSeq lists its product as uncharacterized. NCBI's taxonomy places the organism in Eukaryota, Fungi, Ascomycota, Eurotiomycetes, Eurotiales, Aspergillaceae. Bases 1 to 1107 code for a protein of 368 amino acids. Gene Ontology annotation, cellular component: cytosol. The transcript has a single exon. Gene Ontology annotation, molecular function: D-arabinose 1-dehydrogenase [NAD(P)+] activity. Gene Ontology annotation, biological process: dehydro-D-arabinono-1,4-lactone biosynthetic process. The record is from RefSeq and is a predicted model, not a curated record.
AUGAGCCUCUCUCAAAUUCUCCCUCCCAUCAUUCUUGGGGGUGCCGGCUUUAGCCACCAAGUCCAUCGGAAUCCCAAUUCAGUUCAAGCUCUCCAGGUCUUGAAGCGUGCAUUUCAGUUGGGGUUGCGAGCCAUUGAUACCUCGGCAUACUAUCACCCAUCUGAAAUCCUAUUAGGAGAAGCACUCUCGCAUCCCGACAUUACCAACCACUACACUCGCGACCAAUACUUUCUGAUGACCAAAGUCGGACGCAUCACAGCCGACAAAUUUGAUUACUCUCCUGUCUGGAUCCGACAGUCAGUACUGCGUUCUUUAGAGCGCCUGCGCACUCAGUACCUCGAUGUUGUAUUCUGUCACGAUGUUGAAUUUGUUCCCGAAGAUGAAAUCCUCGAAGCUGUUGGUGUCUUAUUCAAAUUGGCCGAGGAAGGACACAUUAGAUAUGUUGGGAUAUCAGGCUACCGUAUUGAUAUCCUCGGUCGCGUCGCUCAGCGAGUACAACAAGAAUAUUGUCGACCCCUUGACAUCAUACAGAAUUGGGCGCAGUUGACCUUGCAAAAUGACACGCUGGCCGAAGUCGGCCUCGGGGUAUUCAAGGAAGCUGGCGUCUCCUGUGUUUGCAGCUCUAGUCCCCUGGCUAUCGGUCUUCUUCGAGCAAAUGGCGUGCCGGUGGGGGACCUGGGAGACUUUCAUCCUGCGCCUCGAGGGUUACGAUUAGCGGCGAAGGAAGCGGCCGAUUAUGUUGCAUCUCACGGGGAAGAUCUGGCAGCAUUGGCACUGCGAUAUUCAAUCCGUCGCGCUCAAUCUUUAUCCACCCCAGAUUUUAGAGUGACGACAAUUAUGGGGAUCACAACUGUUUCUGAACUGCAGGAAAAUCUUGCGACGGCCGGACUUGUUCUUCAAGUGUCAGACCAGCUACGUUGGCUAUGGAACGCAGACUCUGAGCCUCGAGUGGAGGCUGGACCAUUUAAAACGAAUAAAGACGAAGAAUUAAUUCAAGCAGUGAAGAGUAUUUUGGGUGAAUGGUAUGGUUACUGUUUUCCCAGUCCAGGAGACGGAUGGGAUGUGUCGAGGAAGAAGCCGAAGACUGUUAAUACCUUGAGACUAUGA